Messenger RNA from Hemicordylus capensis (graceful crag lizard), 8026 nucleotides. RefSeq lists its product as uncharacterized. The record is from RefSeq and is a predicted model, not a curated record. The transcript has 6 exons. The coding region runs from base 74 to 1675 and encodes 533 amino acids. NCBI's taxonomy places the organism in Eukaryota, Metazoa, Chordata, Lepidosauria, Squamata, Cordylidae.
GAGGCGGGGGAGGCCCGUGUGCAGUCGGAUAGGCCUACUUUGUCACAAGGCCAUCCUUGCUGGACAAGACAACAUGGCCGCCGAACGAGCAAAAGCAACCAAGCUGGGCUUCCAGUUCCAGGCUGCACAAGAGCAGGGACUGCAGCCACAAAUAAAAAUGGAGGAGGAGGAUGAAGAGGAGGAGGAUGGAGCAGUGAAAGGCCCUCGUGUGAUCCAGGCUGGGAGCCUGAGGGACAUUCUGGGAUGGGUGGCGCCGGAACAGGUGAAGCAGGAGCCGGAUGAUGAGAUGCCCCAGUGCUGGGAAACCCAAGCUCAGGAGCACCUGAAACUGGUCCAAUCCCCACAUUCAAGAUGGGGGAACCCACAGCAGCCAGAGGAAUACCUUGUGAGACAGCGAGGGAUCAAGAGAAGGGAGCAGCAGGUGCCAGUGCUCUUCGAGGAGAUGGAGGUUAAUUCCCCUGAGGCAGAGCACACCUUACUGGACAGGCGGCGGCACCUCCGCCGGGAGGCCAAGCAGGGGCUCGAGAGGGAAGCCAGUUCGCUUGUUGGCUCCAUCCCGCCGAUGCCCAGUUACCCCAAGAUAUGCCGCCGGGGCACCAACUGGUCGUACGCUGAAGUGAUUGAUCUCCUGGACAUAUGGGGGGAACAAAGGAUCCAACAGGUCCUGCAGAGCAGCCACCGGAACAUGGACACCUUCCAGGUCAUCGCGAACGAAAUGGCCAAGCGGGGUCACGAGCGGACGGCCCAGGAGUGCCGCACCAAGACCAAAACGAUGCGGCGGGAUUACAAGAGGGUCAAGGAGAAUAACUCCGCCGGGAAGGGGCGCCUCACCUGCCCCUUUUACGAUCAACUAGAACGCAUUUUGGAGUCUAGUAUGCAGCCCUCUGGGAGAGUCCAGAGUUUUGCCCACCAAGAGGAAUCGGGAGGGGAUGAUGCUCCCCUGUGUGCUUCAGAGGAGGGUGCUCCCCAUGAAGAAGCUGAGGACUAUCUGGAGAACCAGGACCUCUUUGACCCUUCCACCCAGUUCUCCAUUGAACUUGUUGAUCCGGUGGACUCUGCUGCUGUGGUGUGCAAGAGGGAGAACACUUUUGAGGAACCGAUAGGCACCCCUCGACCCGCUGUCGAAGCUGACCAUUUGGCUACCCCCUUGCCACCUGCCUCCCACAGCAUCCCUGGCAGCCCGGCCACCACCGGCUCCACAGCAGAUGUGCACAUAACCCCUUCCCACAGUCCGUUGCCCGGGCCUACAGGUCUCUCAGCCGCUGAACGUCUCUCCAACCUCCGGAACCGACAUAAGAAAACCAGGAACGACUUGGCCAUGGAACUGGCCCGAGCUGCAGAUCGGCGCAUGCAGACAGCCACUGACAGGAUCCUGUCUGCCCUUGACGGUUAUGCCAAGGCAGACCUGGAGGACCGUGAGAAAGAUCGGGCAGGUACUGAGCAAAUUAUCGCCAUCAUGCACCGUCAGACGGAACUGCUGGAACUGCUUGUACGGCAGCAGUCCUCUGCGCCAAUGGCCGUAUCCCCGGCCCCCACACGGCAUGUCUGGCCUCCACGGAUUGGGCAGCCAAGCCACCGGCCUGCAGGCCCGUCUUCCUCCCGUUUGGGUGUCCCCAGGCGGCCAUUGACGCCCAGAGUGCGGAACAGAAGGAGGCCUCAGAACUACAGCCCUUGAUGAUCACAUGUGCAUUGUUUAGCUUUGGGGUCUGAGGGGCAGUGAUUUUUCUGUUGGUUAAUUUCUUUCCCCUCUUAAGCUAGAAGGUAACAUUUUAAUUCUUGACUUUUACAAAUCAAAACCGAGGGCUUCAUCAAAACUUGACAGUUUGUUUCAUUCUUGCCAUAUAUGACGGAAAAGCACUUUUUCUUUUUCUUUUUUUCCUCUCCCUUAAACCCCCCCCCCCCCCCCGUUAUGUCCCAACAUUUCAGUGGCUUUUACAAAGAACCAUUGGACCGCCAUUGCUGCUGGAAGUUGCACAGCACCAAUGUUUGGCAAUCCUGGCUUAAACUGAGUCCAUGGUUGAGUUCAGGAACUUAAUGGGUAGCAUCCGGACUAAACAGAACUUGUGUGUAGCAACGCUGCAUACAUGCUGUGGGAGAAGAGUUGUUUUUGUUGAUCUCUCUUUUCUUGGAAGCCAAAAGUUGCUCCCUAAAAUAUGUCCCUGAGGGUCACACAGCCCAGAGACAUAUUUUCAGGAGUCAUAGUCAGCUUCAGAGUGAAGGGGAGAUAAAUGAAAAUUUCCCCUUCCCCAGAGCGUGCGUUGUGCACUUGCUGUCCAUACUCUUUGUUAGUCUGGGUGUCAGCCACUAUCUGAGAAUGUGACAAGCCAAAAUUUGUCUACGUGCAUCUAGGGUAAAGGUACAGGCCUCUCUGGUCAAAAGUUGUGACUGCAGGGUGGAAUUGUGGCUUUAAGCCUAAUUCUGCUGGUAAUUCUGGUAACCUUAAUUCUGCUGCGGCUUUAACCCUAAUUCUACUUUUUCAUGAAUGUGAUUAGGCCAGGCCUGCUCAACUUAUGCCUCCCCCAGCUGUUUUUGGACUACAACUCCCAUAAUCCCCAGCCACAGUGGCUAAUAGCCAGGAAUUAUGGGAGUGGUAGGCCAACAUCUGCAGGAGGGCCCAAACUGAUCAGUCCUGGAUUAGGCCAAUACUACCACAGCCUAUUCUUUCCUAAAAACAAACCUGCUCAUAGCUCUUGAGACUAGGCCCAAGCCACGAGGUCCAGAGAAGUAGCCAUAUCAUGAGGUAAUCUGAGGUAAUUGCCUCAGGCUGUGAGCACACCAAGGGUAGGUUUAGAAAUGCAAUAUGAAACCAAGUUUAAAAACAGAUUUUUAAAAGCAGAGUGGUGGUAGAAUUGGGCGUUUGGGGAAAGCUGGUGUCAGUUUCUCUAGGGCAAUGGCAUCUUGGAAUUGUUUCUCCACCACCACAACCAGAGAAGACAGUUGAACAAGGACUUGGGGAAAGAAGACGUCCUGACAGCCACUAGCUUAGAUGGCUUUCAAAGGGGAUUAGACAAAUUCAUGGAGGCCAAGUCUCUCAAGAGCUAUUGGUCAUAAUGGCUGGGUUGAGCUCCCAGAAUCACGGCAGCGUAACUCUGAAUCCCAGUUUCAGGGGAGCGGUGGUGGGGGCGGAGGCAUGCCUUCAUCUCCUGCCUGUGGCCUCCCCAGAGGCAGCUCUGGGCUUCAGUGGGGAACAGGAUGCUGGAUUAGAUGGGCCCUGAUCCAGCAAAGCUCUCUUGUUGGUGAUCUUAAGGAAGGCCAACACAUACGUGUGUGUGUGUGUGUGUCUGUGUGUCUGUGUGUUAAGGGGAGAUUUAAUUAUUGCACUUCAGUUUCUGAAAAGGCUUGAGGCAACCCUACCGAGGUCUCCUUCUCUACCCCCACAUCCUGAUCUGAGAGAGAGAGAGAAUGAGACUGCACCUUCUUACCCGCCUCCCACCCAGCCCGUCUCUCCCUGCCUUUCGUGCACAGUUAGGUUGGGGAAGAAUGUUGCUUCGGGAGAGGCCGGUGUGGGGUUUGGGGAGCAGGGAGGUGCAGUAAUAGGGGUCCCAACUCUCUGAAGCUCUUCCUGGGGAUUCCCCCUCCUUCCAGUAUUUUUUUUAUUUUUUUGCAAUAUUCCUGGCCAAUCCUGGAGGGUUGGUAAUCCUAUGCAAUGGGAAGCCCUUGAAAGAACAUGCAAAGCUAUUAUUAAAAUACCCUCCUCCUCUGCUGAAAUCCCAAAACGCUCUACCACCUUUAUGCAGCUUUUAUGUAAAGGAUGUGCUCCAGUGGAAACUCUGCAAGCAAAUAAAACUCAGCAUCUUAAACCUCUCUUUCUCUCUCUUUUAAACCGAGCAAGUUUCUAGCCCUUUUCUUGACUGUGACGAUUUUGAACUAGGGCCUUUCUACUUGAUCUUAGGAGAGGAGUGAGUUGAUAAGAGGAUAUCAUAAUGGAAAAGAAUGACUUGCCUAGAUUAUCCAAUAUGUUUCUUGGCUGGGCAAGGAUUUGGACCAAGAACACCCCCCCACCCACCCAUGCAAAUCCAGCAGUCUGAGUCUGUCUGCUGCUCACAGCACCUUCCCCUAUCAUGCUAUGCCUUUUACAGACUGGGCAUACAGAGGAGAAAGCAGGAGCACAAUCCAACAGGGUGUUUUGCUGCACAAAUCCUUAUUAAAAUGAACAGCAAAUAAAAUUUAACUUCCAAACACUUUUUUUAAAGCAGCAAGUUUCUAAUCCUUCAUGAUGGCUGUGAACAUUUUUCAAUAGAUGCCUCUCUACUUGAUCUUAGAAAAUGGGAGGCCUGAUAAAGGAUAUGAGGUUUGUUCAGGAGAAAAUCCCCAUGGAUUUGUGCCUCAUAUUUGUACAGAAGGGAUUAGGAAAUUUACUGUAUUCAGGUACUACACAGAACACUUUUAAUUCUGUUCUUGCCACCCCCUACCAGUUUUUUCCCCUCAUCAGUUUCUAGGAAAGAAAAAACAAUUAAUUCUUUUUUCCUCUGCAAUGUUAAACCUUCUAUUCCCUGCAUGGCUUCUUCCCCUCUCCUUGUGGCCAGCAGCUGCUCAAUAAUAAAAUUAUGCUAAAUAACCCAAAUAUGCUUUUUAUUUUAAUUUUAUAUUCAGAUUGCUGAAUAUACUUUUUCUUGGUGCUAAUUUUUAAGUGUACACAAUGAGAAUCAAUAAAUUAAAAGAUCAUCAAAAAUAGGGCUGCCACCCACUUAAAGAAAACUGAUUUGAAAACUGAGAAGACAUCAGGUUUAAAUUUUUCAGUUAAAUAUGUAUAUAAGCAGUACCAAAGCCCAAAGCACCCCUGCUUUGUUUUUAAGAUGUAUAUCAUCAUCUUAACUGUCCAAGAAGGUUAUUGGAUCCAAUAGGAUUCCAAGAAGACUUGGAAGAAUUUAGUGUUGGCUCUGCCGGUGAUUCUGUUGAUGGCCUGGUGGAGAAUUGGAACAGCAAACUCACCAAGGCAGUAGACAUGAUCGCUCCUAAGCAUCCUCUCUGACCUGCUUCAAAACUGGCCCCUGGUAUACGGAAGAACUGUGGGAGCUGAAGCGGCAGGUUAGACAACUGGAGCGCAAGUGGAGAAAGACUUGACUCGAAUCCAACAGAUUACAACACAGAGUGCAUUUGAAGACCUAAGCUCAGACAAUAUGUGUGGCAAAGAAGCUAUUCUUUUCUGCCCAUAUUGCAUCCACAAGCUAGUGGAGUUGUUUAGAGUUGUCAGAGGGCUAGUACAUGCCCCUCCUCCCUUGAACGUGAAUUUGGAACCAUCAGUUACCAGUUGUGAUGUUUUAAAUGAAUUUUUCUCCCAUAUUCUGGCCGACUUGCAUAAAGACCCCACAAUUAUUGUGGAGUCUCAUGCAGAGGUGUCCAGCAACUCCUCUUAUAUGGUUAGGCUGGAUCAGUUUCAGUUUGUGACUCUUGAUGAUGUGGACAAGCUGCUUGAAAUAGUGUGGCCUACCACCUGUUCUCUUGAUCCUUGUCCGACAUGGCUUAUACUAUCUGGCAGAGGGGUUGUUGUAGAAGGCCUGGUAGGUAUUAUAAAUGCUUCUCUAGGGGAGGGCAGGAUUUCUUCCUGUCUUAAGCAGGCAAUCAUUAGACCACUCCUGAAGAAGCCUGCAUUGAAUCCCUCAGAGUUAAGUAACUAUAGGCCUGUCUCCAACCUUCCAUUAUCUGGGCAAGGUAAUUGAGAGGGUGGUGGCGUCUCAACUCCAGGCAGUCUUGGAGCAAACUGAUUAUCUAGACCCAUUUCAGACUGGUUUUCGGGUGGGCUAUGGGGUGGAAACUGCCUUGUUUUGCCUCAUGGAUGAUCUCCAAUUAGGAAUUGACAGAGAGUAUGACUCUGUUGGUCCUUUUGGAUUUCUUGGCAACUUCUGAUACUACCAACUGUAGUAUCCUUCUGGAGUGCCUGAGAGGGUUGGGAGGCACUGCUUUGCAGUGGUUCCACUCCUACCUCUCAGGCAGAUUCCAGAUGGUGUCACUUGGAGACUGUAAUUCUUCAAAACAUGAACUUUUAUAUGGAGCCCUGGCGUCCCCAGGGCUCCAUACUAUCUCCAAUGCUUUUUAAUGUCUACAUUAAGACUGCGGGGAGAUAUCAUUAGAAGAUUUGGUGCAAGGUGUUAUCAGUAUGCUGAUGACACCCAAAUCUAUUUCUCCAUGUCAGCAUCAUCAGAAGAAUACGUAACCUCCCCCUGAAUGCCUGUCUGGAGGCAGGAAUGGGCUGGAGGAGAGAUAAACUGAGACUGAAUCCAGAUAAGGUGAAGGUACUUAUUGUGUGGGGCUGGAACUUGGGAGACAAUUUUGAUCUGCCGAUUCUGAAUGGGGUCACACUUCCCCAGAAGGAACAAGUAUGCAGUCUGGGAAAGCUUCUGGAUCCAAACCUCUCUCUGGUGUCCCAUGCUGGGGCGGUGGCCAGAGGUGUUUUCUAUUAGCUUUGGCUGAUAUGCACACUGCGUCCAUUUAUUGAGAUAAAUGACCUCAAAACAGUAGUACAUAUGUUGGUAACCUCCACUUGACUACGGCAGUGCACUCUAUGUGGGGCUGCCUUUGUGCAUAGUCCAGAAACUGCACUUGAUACAGAUUGCGGCAACCAGGUUGGUCUCCGGGUCAUCUUGAAGAGACCAUAUUACUCCUAUAUUAAAAGAACUAUGCUGGCUACCGAUAAAGUUCUGGGCUGAUAAAUUCCAAGGUGCUGAUUACAACCUAUAAAGCCCUAAACAACUUAGGCCCUGUGUAUUUAAAAGAGCAUCUUCUUCAUUAUAAGCCAAUUGAGAUCAUCCGGAGAGGUUCGUCUGCAGUUGCCACCAGCUUGUCUGGUGGCUACGCAGAGACAGGCCUUCUCUGUUGCUGCCCUGAGACUCUGGAAUGAGUUCCCUGCUGUAAUAAGAGCCUCCACAUCUCUGACAACUUUUAACAAGUCUCUAAAGACACAUUUUUUCAACCAAGCUUUGGAACUAGACUUGUGGUUUUAAAUCGUUUCAAGGUUUUCAUUUGUUUUAUGUUGUAAACUGCCCAGAGAUGGAAGUUUGGGGCAGUGUACAGAUAUGAUAAAUAAAUAAAUAUAUUCAUGUUACUUAGCAGGCAUAAUCUCACUUGACAUCCUCCAGUGUGAGGAUGAGGAAUGACCCUUCUAAGAUGGAGCCUAAUAUGCGCACACGUACUGUAGCAGGCAUCAUUCUUGAUGAGGAAUUCCAGUAUGUGAAGAAACUGGGAAUGCCUCUACUAAGAUGGAGCCCAGUAGGCACACACAUACCACAGCAAGUAUCAUCUUGGAAGAGGCAUUCCAGUGUGUGAAAAAACCAGGGGAUGCCUUUUCUAAGACGGAGCUUGAUGUCUCCACAUAUACCACAGCAAGCAUAAUCAUAGAAGAAGCAUAUAUUCCAGUAAGAGAGAGAACAGGGAGUACCUCUUCUAAGAUAGAGCCUGAUAGACGCACACAUACUGUAGCAAGCAUUGUUUCAGAAGAGGCAUUCCAGUGUGUGAAUUGGGAAUGCUGCUUACUAUGCACUCUAUAAGUGCUUAUAUUAAGAAUGAUAAUUUAAAAAAACUAGUGUACAUUUAAAAAAUGAGUGUACAAAAUGCAGAGUGGUAUGAGGCCGCUGCAAACCAUCGCAGGGCUUCUGUUGCCCCUUAAGGCAGCUCUGAUGAGGAAAAUGCACAGUUGUGCAAAUAGCACUGCUUCAAUUCCUUCCAUUGUUGUGAAUUGGGGAAACUGCAGAAAUGCUUCUAGGGUAACUGCCCAUUCUUAAUAGCAUUGGCCUGCUACAGAGUCCUAAGGCAGCCGUAACGCCAAGUCCAUGACUAAUAGGAUAGGAGCAUGUUUCUAAUGCUGUUAUGGCAUAAGAAUGUUCAUAUCAUUUAGCCAGCGGCAUCACAAUUUCCAAUGUUCCAGCAAUAUGCUUUUUUUUUUUUUAAAUUGAUUUUAGUAUUUCAGGGUAGAUUUUGUUUAAACCGGCCUUCUUGAUAAGUUUAUAACUUCUCAUAUAAAGAGUGUACUGGACUACAGCAUGUUGUCUGUUUACAGUUUCAUGAUUCUCCAAUAAAAGGUUAAUUUGUA